GGCCUAAAUCCUGAGUUCGCCUCUGAUUAAGGUGAACAAAAGUUGGAAAAAAAAAAAGAAAAGGAUGGCAAGAGAGGGAAUAAUAAAUCAAAGUUGGGUGGCGCCAAAAAACCAAACUUCUUCUUCCUUCCUAGUCUUCUUCUUUUACUUUUCCUUCUCUUCCCCAACGGCCAUCAACCCCCCCUCCCCCGCCCCCUACCCCCUCAAACCUAUAGAUACACACAAUAUAUAUGUAUAUAUAUCAAAUAUUCACGUGAUAUAUAUUUAAAUUCCGUAUUGAUAUUGAUAAAUAAUUAAUAUCAUACGGUUAAUUUAUUUAUUCACCGUCUUCUUCGCCGGAAAUUCAACGUCGAUUCUUCGAUUAAUUAAUUGCUGAUUAAGGAUCAACUGGACGGUUAAGUCAAUUGUUUUUGGCGGGAAAAUUAACGGCAGUUGAUUGAUUGAUUGGUUGAUUAAUUGCAGAUUAAAGAUUUUACAGCAAAAGGAUCUUACUUUAUAGACAUAUUGAUGUGUAAUUUAUCAAGAUUGAAUGAAGGUGGGGUUGUUGAGAGGUUCUUGAAUAUCAAUGUGGUUUAAAAUCUUGAAUAGUUUGAAUGGAUGUGUAUGAAUUAGAUGUAUCAUUAAAGAAACAUACAACAGUGGAGACAAGAAGAGCUCCAUUGAUUAAGCACAAUGAUGUUGAAAAUGCCACAAGGCCAAGAACUAGAGAAGUUAGUUCUAGGUAUAGGUCACCUACUCCGUCGAGACGAUGUAUAUCACCAAAUGUUACAAGAAUUGGAACUAGUAGUAGUAGUACUAGUACUAGUAUAUCAAGAGUUAUGUUGCCUAAGAGAGCUGUAUCGGCUGAAAGGCGAAGGCCAACAACGCCUUCAUCGCCAUCGAGUAGUUCAUCAUCAUCAACGACGCCAGUACAUGAUACAUCUGUUGUUGCAGAAGAAUUGUUGUCAAGAAAGAUGACAACAGGGAAUAGUAAUAGGUUGCCUGAAUCUUUAUGGCCUUCAACAAUGAGGAGUUUGAGUGUUUCAUUUCAAUCUGAUACGUUUUCGUUACCUGUUGGGAAGAGAGAAAAACCUGCUCCUCAUGCUUUAUGUGAUCGUACUUUAAGACCAUCAUCAAAUGUAGUAGUGAAACAAGGUGAAACAUCUCCUGGUUCGCGAAAAGCGGGGACGCCUGAGAGGAGGAGGAGUCCAUUGAAAGGAGAGAAUUCUAGACCUGUUGAUAGUCUAAAUGCUCGAUUGGUUGAUCAGCAUCGAUGGCCAAGUAGAGUGAAUAGGAAGGUACCUUCUGGUACUUCAAUGAACAGAAGUAUUGAUCUGAGUGAUAAGAAUGGGAAUACGUGUUCAGUUACGCCUUCUUUGAGGAGAUUGUCAUUGGAUGGUUACAGCAGACCAUUGCAAAAAUCUGCUAGUGACUUGUUGUCAUUAGUAUCAGUGGAUGAUAAUUCACUUUCGUUGCAGAAGUCCAGACCUUCGACGUCAUUGGAUAGAACAGUGUUAGGAAAUCCAGUAGCUAGAUCUCAGACUGCAUCAGCUCCUGGAUCGCGUGUUCCUUCGCCGAACAAAGCAUCUGUUCUAUCAUCCUCUGCAUCUAGAGGAGUUAGUCCAUCGCGAACAAAAUCAGUCCCAAGUGCGCCAUCUAGUAGAGGGCCAAGUCCUUCUCGGAUAAGACCAUCGAGUCCUUCCAGACAACAACCGAAAACAUCUACUUCUGUCCUCAGCUUUAUUGCAGAUAUCAAAAAGGGGAAGAAGGCAGCUAACCACAUUGAAGACGUUCAUCAACUGAGGCUAUUGUAUAAUAGACAUCUCCAAUGGCGGUAUGCUAAUGCCAGGUCGGAUGCAGCAUUGCACGCGCAGAAAGUUAAGGCUGAGAAGACAUUGUACAAUGUCUGGAUAAAUACCUCAGACCUAUGGGCUUCUGUUAUUAAAAAGAGAAUUGCGCUCCAACAGGUGAAGCUGAGGUUGAAGCUUUUCGCAGUUCUAAAUGAACAGCUCACGUACCUUGACGAGUGGGCUUCAAUUGAAGGGGAUCAUACCAGUUCAUUAUCCCAUGCUAUACUAGACCUACAAGCAUGCACUCUCCGUCUUCCGAUAACUGGACGAGCUAAGGGUGAUAUUGACGUUGUUAAGGAAGCUGUUUGCUCAGCUGUUGAUGUAAUGCAGGCAAUGGGAUCCUCCAUGCGUUUUAUAUUGUCUAGAGUGGAAGGGAUGAACUGCCUGGUUUCUGAACUUGCUGAUGUAGCAGCUCAAGAGCGAGCCAUGCUGGAUGAAUCUGAAGCCUUGCUGGCUUCAACAGCAGCUAUGCAGGUAGAAGAAUAUAGCAUUAGGUCUCAUCUUAUACAGUUGAAACAAGCUUGGAGAAAUGAUGAGCUGCUGAUACUUGGAAAUUAGAUAGUUUUACCAAAUGGUCUUUAGCUAGUGUGUAUAGUAAUAGGUUUUUCAAUUUUUUUUUAUAGUUCAUUUUUUUUUUCUUUUUCUUCUAAUUUAUUAUGGGAAAAAAAAGUUGAAUUGUUUCAUUCUUUUUCUUUUUCUUCUCUACAUAUGUUGCAAAAAAUAUAUCCUAAUGUAACUUUUUGCUCUAUUAACAAGGAAAAAAGAAAUGCAAAGGAAGAAAAAAAUGUUCAAAUUUACCUUCUAGAGGUUGUUUUUGAAUUCCCUUAGUAAUGGAAGUGCAAGAAAUAGCGGAUAGUAACAGGACACUAACUACAAUAAAAUAAUACGUUAGUUGAAGUACAAGACACAAUAAAAAAUAACGAAAACAAAAGGACAAAAAUCUAUCGAAGCAAAUACUACAACUA
This is a messenger RNA of Capsicum annuum, 2794 nucleotides long. Its product is annotated as AUGMIN subunit 8. The transcript has 7 exons. NCBI's taxonomy places the organism in Eukaryota, Viridiplantae, Streptophyta, Magnoliopsida, Solanales, Solanaceae. Gene Ontology annotation, cellular component: nuclear microtubule; centrosome; cytoplasm. Gene Ontology annotation, biological process: spindle assembly; centrosome cycle. The coding region runs from base 594 to 2387 and encodes 597 amino acids. Gene Ontology annotation, molecular function: microtubule binding. The record is from RefSeq and is a predicted model, not a curated record.